Molecule: messenger RNA, 1986 nt
Organism: Emericellopsis cladophorae
Lineage: Eukaryota; Fungi; Ascomycota; Sordariomycetes; Hypocreales; Bionectriaceae
Exons: 3
Coding region: 1-1986 (661 amino acids)
Biological process (GO): glucan catabolic process
Molecular function (GO): beta-glucosidase activity
Source: RefSeq, a predicted model, not a curated record
AUGACGACCUUCACAUUCAACGACGCAGUCAAGGCUGCGAGGGCGUCCUCGUCCGACGUUGAUGCCAUCACCCGAAAGCUCUUUGCAUCGCUCACCACCGAGGAGGAACUCGACCUGCUCGACGGCGACGAUGAUUUCUGGCCAGGCUUGCACAGCACGCUCACAGAUGGCUACAACCGACGCCCAAUCGUUCAUGGGGCCGUUGACCGUCUGUCGAUUCCCGGUAUCAGAUUGGCGGAUGGCCCCCGAGGCUGUGUUGUUGGCGAAUCAACCGCGUUUCCCGUGCCCGUGGCUCGCGGCGCGACGUGGGACAUUGAACUGGAAGAGAGGAUUGGAGUGCCCAUCGGCAAGGAGGGUCGCGCCCGGGGCGCCAACUUCUUUGGCGGCGUAUGCGUCAACCUACCUCGACACCCGGCUUGGGGCCGGAUUCAGGAAACAUACUACGAGAACCCCAUCUUCCUCGAUGAAUUCGGUGCUGCCCUGACCCGAGGCGUCCAGAAGAACAUGAUGGCGUGCGUCAAACAAUAUGCGCUCAACUCCAUGGAGAACGCGCGCUUCCAGGUCGACGUGGACAUUGACCUCGAUGUGCUGCACGAGGUAUACCUGCCGCACUUUCGUCGCAUCGUUGAAGAGGGAGUGGCUUCCGUCAUGAGCUCGUACAACAACGGCUAUGUCAUCUCCGAUUUUCUCUUUGGCCAACGCGGCGGGCCUCUGUCUCUCAAGAAUGGACUGGAUAUCGAGGCCCCUUCUCGGAAUGUGCGCGGACGGACUUUGCAGCAGGCACUCAAGGAGGGAAUUGUGAGCGAGGCACAUGUCGAGCGCGCAAGGCUUGUCAUCCUGAGGGGGCAGAUCGAGCAUGCCUUGCGCCGAAAGGAAGAGGAGCCAACCGCAAAGGGCGUUGUGUUCUGUGACGAGCACAAAGAUCUCGCCAAGGAAUCCAUGGUACUGUUGAAGAACGACAAGGUCAACGGGGAGCCCCUUCUGCCCCUGAAGAACGUCUCGAAAAUCGUAGUCAUUGACGACUCCGCCGAGAUCGAGUCAUCUCGCGACACUGCGUCAAGCGCCGAUGUUGCCGUUGUCAUCGUCGGCUACGACUGGCGCCAAGAAGGCGAACACUGCGUUCCUGCAUUUAACGCCAACGCUGGUCUCAAGGAUGUCCUCCCGCCCCUCGACGGCACUGAAGUGGCCGAGUCCACGCACAGGCUUUUUGUGGGUGAAGUGGCUCCCGAGUCGCUCGUCGAGGGUGAAGACAACUACGGCCUAGGCGCUGGAGGCGACCGAUCCAGCCUGAGGCUUAAUGAAAGGGACGUGGAGAUGAUUCGUGAAGUCAAAAAAGCGAAUCCACGGACUGUCGUCGCCAUAGUCGCAGCCGGUGCCGUUAUCAUGUCGCACUGGGACCACCUGCCGCCAGCUAUUCUGUACAGCUGGUACUCUGGUUGCGAGGGAGGCCACGCGCUCGCCGACAUUCUCCUGGGUUGGGCCAACCCUUCCGGACAUCUCCCAUUCUGCAUCCCCCGAGAUGAAGGGUAUCUGCCUUUUUUCGACAAGGAUGCCAGAAAGAUCACAUAUGACCGCUGGUAUGGACAGCACCUCCUCGACCGCCAGGCCGUCAAUGCGGCUUAUCCCCUCGGUUUUGGAUUUUCGUACACGACAUUCACAGUCGCUGACCUUGAAGUGAACAAGAACCAAAACAAUACUGAGAGUCUGGAGACCAAAGUUGCGGUGAGGAACACGGGCCAGGUCGCGGGGCGACACAUCGCUCAGGUAUACGGCGCUGCCAAUGUACCUGACCGCCCUAGGCGCGUGCUCCUUGGCUUCAAGCCGAUCGAACUCGAGGCUGGGGCAGAAGCAGCUGUCGAGAUCACUGCGUCAACGCGACCUCUGCAAAAGUGGGAUAACAGUACUUGGUCGCCGUGGACGCGCCACGUUGAGAUUGAGGUCGGGAAUUACUCAGGCUCGGAGGCCAGCGUCAAGAAGAAAAUAUAG